AUGCCGGUUGAAGGCUUAGAGAACGUGACGCCGGAGAUAGCCGGAAACAUCGCCAGGAAGAUGCAGAUGUUAAAUGCCCAGGGUAUCACGGUUUGGCUUCGGUUUGCACACGAAAUGAAUGGAGACUGGUAUGUUUGGGGACAGAAACCAGCCCUGUUCCUUGAGAAAUGGAAGCUCGUUACAGCUGCCGUCAGAAGUGUUGCACCAAAGACCCUUAUGCUAUGGGCUCCAAAUUCAGGCUUUGGUAAAGACCAAGACGCCCUCUUGGGAGGUUAUACUAAAUACUGGCCAGGAGGGGAAUGGGUCGACAUGAUUGGUUUAUCAUUUUAUCAUUAUGGAGGGCAUGAGCGCGCCAAUGUUCUCCCCUCACCGACGGAAGCUCAGGACACAAUUAAAGAUUUCGUCAAGUUGUUUGGUUCCAAAAACCAUGAUCGGCCUGUAGUUCUGGCCGAGACUGCGGCAUCUUACACGCGCUCGCUCGACGGGAAACCAGCCCCUGGUACCGCAAAUGAACGGGAUAUCAAACUAUCUUGGAUGAGCCAGCUCUUAUCACGUUCGAUGGCAGAGGCAGUGCCCGAGCUAAAGGCUAUCGUUUGGUUCGAAGUAAUGAAAAAUGAAAACGCAGCUGGAAACACCCCUGUCAAAUCAGAAGACUUUCGAAUAGUAACUGGUCAAAUAAAACCGUUGACUGAUGACGCUUACAAAUUACUGAGCCAUCGCUCUUCAAAGUCCUCCAAGGUCAGAAAACCCAAACGCUCAGGCCACUUGGGCAAAAAGCGCGUAGGGAUGAUGUAAUACUUGGAUGGAUGUCUGUGGUUUCACCCUGUCUCAUCUGGAACGGCGUCUGAACGAUCAAAUUCUGCAUCCAACGGCA
Puccinia graminis f. sp. tritici CRL 75-36-700-3 is the source of this 874-nucleotide messenger RNA. RefSeq lists its product as uncharacterized. Lineage: Eukaryota; Fungi; Basidiomycota; Pucciniomycetes; Pucciniales; Pucciniaceae. Gene Ontology annotation, molecular function: mannan endo-1,4-beta-mannosidase activity. The record is from RefSeq and is a predicted model, not a curated record. Gene Ontology annotation, biological process: substituted mannan metabolic process. The coding region runs from base 1 to 795 and encodes 264 amino acids. The transcript is spliced from 11 exons.